Messenger RNA from Myotis brandtii (Brandt's bat), 5102 nucleotides. RefSeq names its product family with sequence similarity 196, member B (gene INSYN2B). NCBI's taxonomy places the organism in Eukaryota, Metazoa, Chordata, Mammalia, Chiroptera, Vespertilionidae. The record is from RefSeq and is a predicted model, not a curated record. Gene Ontology annotation, cellular component: postsynaptic density. The transcript is spliced from 4 exons. Bases 1114 to 2712 code for a protein of 532 amino acids. Gene Ontology annotation, biological process: inhibitory postsynaptic potential.
CCCAGCAGUUUGUUCGGCUUUUUAUUUAUUCCUACGUGAGCAGACCCACUACACUUCUUGCAUCUAAACAGUGGAAAUUACAACAUGAAGGACUUAUUAUUCCUUCUCGUGGAGUAAGUCCGCUGCUGGCCAGAGCCUGGCUCGCUGUGCAAGGCGCGGGAGGACCUCCCCUGCAGGUAACCACUGCUUCAAGACUCUCCUUGCCCGCUGGCAACAACAGCCAAGCCUCAGAACCCCAGUCCCUGGGGCCAAGGGCCAGCCUUUCUCAGCUGAGAUUCCCAGAGGCUACAGCCACGGAUCACUUGCCCACCUAUGAACUUGAGCCGCGUGUGAACCACGACAGGGACUCUGCGCUCUGCAUGGCUUCAGAUGCCUCACACCUGUCCUGGUCACACCCCACCGGGUUUCGUGAGGCUGUUUAGGAAGAUAUGUGUCCCAGGCUGCAGGAAAGGGGCAGAGUAUGAAAGGACACAAUGGCUCUGAGGGUGGGAUCUGUGAUUGACAGAAACGGGGCAGCUCCCUUAGGAGCAUCAUGGGUCAUCAAAGAAGCUGACCCCCAAGCCCCUGAUUUCGCCGCCUGCUUACAUGCCCGGGCCGGAAGAUGUGUGUAAGUGCCCCAUAGUUUUACACUGGAAACGGAUGCUCCGGGAAGGGAAGCCGCCUGUUCCAGACAUAGCAGGUCUCCUUUGGAAUUCACACAUCGGGAGUCUGGCGCUAUCCCCUAAAUGGUACUUUUGUUGUCUUUUUGUUCAAGGCGGCAAGCUUUUCCCAGGAUCGGAGGCGCCUGCCAGCCUCUCUUUGAUAAACAGCCCACCAGCUCUCUUGGUAGAUCGGAUGUUUAAUAAUUAGCCUAACUCAUUGUUUAUCUAAGUGGCAAUUAUCGCCGCAAUGAAAUAAUAUUGUAACUGCAGGGGAAGCAUUGCGGAUAGCUCCCGAGCGGAAGCUGCGGGCUGGGGAUGGCCCACACGGCCUCCUCGGCGCUGAGGAAAGGGCCUCUCCAUCUCGGCUGGCAGGUGUCUGUGUCUGAGAUGCCAGCACCAGAGGCUGCUCCCAAGACCUAAGGACAUGUGCCCAGGACACGUGUACGGUCCCAAUCCUGCCAACUGAGGCUCAAUGGCCCAGCAAAAUACGAAAAUGCGCCCGGUGCUUCUGAAGCGGAACAGCCUGGAGUCGGUGGCGUUGGCGAAGCAGCCGCACCACCGCCGCAGCAAGUCUCAGCAGGUGCGGUUCAAGGAAGAUGGGACCGGCAAGCCCCCGCCCGGCCUGGCUGGGGUCGACGUCCACACGACCGAGGACCCGGCUGUGAUGGGCAAGACCCAAGCCCCCAGACACCACCCCCUCCCCGCCUACUCCCUCUCCUUCCCCAGGUCCCAGAAGGCAGGGGGCCUCCGGAACAUGGCGAUCCAAACCUCCCCCAGUCUCAGGAAGCAUUUCCCGAUCUUCAAGAGGAAGAGACUCACAGCCAGUAAGUCCCUGGUGGAAAUGCCAGCAGCAUUCCAAAGUGCCAUCCAGGUCAACGGCAACCUCUCGGAACAGGACGCGGUGGCUUCCGACCUCGCCUGCUUGCGGCUGGCUCAGCAUCUGGAGGACGGGCCUCGAAGGGUCCAGGUGUCCCACCCGUUUCUCCCUCGAAUGUCCAAGAUGCAGAGCAACGGGCCGGUGAGCAUAUGCCUGGAAGCAGGAGCUGGGAGAGCCUUGGAGAAAGCAACCGCUGCCAUUCAGGUCCCAGAGGAUAUCUAUCACAGCCCGGCCUGGGCGACUGGGGAGCCCGCUCUCAGCCAAGACAGGUCCGCGGAGAUAAGCAACUCCGUCCACCCAUUGGUGGACCCAUGUCCGGGUGAUGGACGAAGAGUGCUGCCGUCAGAUUCAGAGAGACCCCCCUCCUGCUUGAACGCCACCAGUGGUGCCAACCCCAUGCCAGGCCCAGGGAAACUUAAACCUGAAUUGCUUUUGCCCAAAGACAACUCUGGUGACACAGACUUUGGCCCCCUGUCAUCGCUGUCAAAGGAAGCGUGUGUCCCCUCACCUCCACGGACUCACGGCUCCCCCUCGCCAGGCUCCCACGGACAGCCAGCCCAUCCAGGAGGGGCUUUGGACUGUUCGUCAUCGAGCAGCCAUCACCAGGACCCGCCGCCACCCAAACCUAACCACCCAUCCAGACCUGCCCCUGCGUGUCAGGAGCGGACCGCAAGGAACCCCACCCAGUCGGACACCCUGGAGUUUCAAAACUGUCCAGGAAACGAUCACCUCCCGUCCUCUCGUCCAAGGAGGGAGACCAAACUUCAGAGCAACAGGGAGCUUAACCAGAUCCACCUGGCCCGGGGCGAGCUCUGCGACCUCCAAGGCCGGCUGCAGUCCGUGGAGGAGUCCCUGCACUCGAACCAAGAGAAAAUUAAAGUCCUUCUGAAUGUAAUUCAAGACUUGGAGAAAGCUCGGGCUCUCACAGAAGGGCGCAACUUUUAUCGAACCGGCCAAGAUCUCAACAAUUGCAGUACCUGCCAGAACACGGCGUGCAUCAUAUACAGUGUAGAAUAUGAUUUUCGGCAGCAGGAAGGCAGGUUCCAUGAAGUUCUACAGAGUCUGGAGGAAGCAGAACCAGUUGAGGAGCCAUGUCCCCCACCAAAGUCCACAGCAGAACCCCCUGUUCCUGAGAAACAGGACUUAAGGCGGAAAACCAAGAAGGUGAAGAAGAAAUGCUUCUGGUGGAUCUGAGCUUGUUGGGACCAUGCACUCUGCCCUCCCCCAAGACCUCCCUGAGAUGGGGACCACUGCCCUCAGGUCUUCUCUGCUUCUUAGCAAAGGCCCCGGACCGAGAGCCACUCAACCUGCGAAACCGGAAAGACUCGGGGCUGGUUUAGCUGCUGCGGGACCCCUGACCACCAACCUCACCUGAAUGAGUGCCACUGUUUGCUGAGGGCUUCACGGACCCUAGAGUGACCACUUGCCUAGUUCCCCAUCACACACGACUCGGCCACAAUCCUGGUUUUCGAGUCUAGGUUCCCACCCUGAACAAAGUCCCCAUUGACUCUCCAACAACUCUAUGAUGCUAAGCACUUCCUUCUCAUCCUUGGUUUGUCAUCCGAAAAAAAAAAAAAAGAAAUGUUAUGUAGAGCAGGAAGUUAGAGGAGAGCUAGAAACUGAUACAACAGGAAAGAUCAGUUACAUACACUGGCCGUUUUCUAAGAUAUUGGCAUACAUAGCAUGACAGAAAUGCGCAGGGCAAAAAUGCAAGAGCGCCUGGUGGGCUGGGUCAUUUUCAUUUUAAAAUAGCCCCUUGACCCCAAAUUAAGAAUCUGUCAUCUCAUGCUGUGGGGGCCUUCCAGUCUGUGGCAGAGUAAGGUCACUGCAGGGGAUAAGGAACUUGGUGUGGCUCUCCUGCAGUUGUAGCUCCGGGGCCCACCUUAGGCCACCAUGCUUCUCAGCCUGGGGCAUGAGACCACCUGGAAAAUAGAUGGGAUUUGGUUUGAACGUUAAGAUUUCACAGUUGAUUUCCCUGCAACAUUUAGUAAGAUCAUGAAAUCCAGCAACCUGUCUGUUUCAUCUGACCAGUAACACAAAUAAGACUAAGAUAAAACACAACACUGGUUCUCACCCAUUCAUCCCUGCAAUAGCUUUGUAGAUAGGUUGUUAAGUAUAUUAAUCUAUAUAAUCUCCCUUCCUGGUGAUCCCUUCAAUGAUCACCUGAUUGAAGAAGCAGCAGGAGGAGGGAUAUAUAUUUUUUUCCAUUUUAGUAUUAAAGACCUUCCCUUCCCAAAGUCUGAAUUCUUUUAAAGUCUGGCUCAUUCUUUUGACAAGACCCCUAUACAUGUGGGUCUUGUCAAACCUGCAUGGCUGAACAAAGUACUAACAUAAUCUAAUUAAGUAACUUCUACAUACUUUGGGGGAUGAGGGGUAGGUUCUCGUUAAAUUCUCUACCAGCCUGUGCUCGGAUGGAUGCUGCUUAGAAAAGGGAUCCUAAAGCUCAACAUGGCAUUCAAUGAAGAAGGCAUUUCAUACCCUCCUUUGCUCAAGAUCAGGUGUCUGAGUUAGAGUCUGGGAUGAACGUACCCCCACUGCAAAUUGAGACGAAUGAAGCAAACCACUCCGACAGCUGCACCUGCUCCUGCCACAGCGCUGCAGUGUGCAAGCUCUUUCAGCGAGAGUGAGGGGAAAAUUUGGCAAGGAACCUCAGCUUGCACUAUUUAAGUCUUGGAAUGUCAUUCAAGAUGUUCUUGUUCUGUUUCUAGUGUAAUGUUUAAACCCAGAAAGUGAGACCGGCAUCCAUAAUGUUAAGUGGGAAUUAAGAUAAAUACACUUGUCAUACGGAGGAAGCCACAUUUCAAUAAGAUAUGCUCCCACUGGCUGAAAGCCACAGAUCUUUCUGUAUCCACACAAUCAACUCUCAGUUGGCCCCAACAAUGGAAAAGAACAGCAUCGAGGAUAACCCAAUAAAGCAAAAUCAUGUGGGAUCUCUUAUGUAAUUUUAUCUUGUAGUAGAGCUUCCAUCUUAAUUCGCUUUGCUUACACUAAUUUUCAAAUUAAUUUAUAAUCUUGGGCAGCAUGAAAAUAAUCCUGUUUCAGGAAUUAAGAGACCCAGGCAACAGAAUAGCCUAGUCCACUAUCCUUUAACAAACUGCUUAAAAUGUCAGGGCCUGUUUGUCCAUUCUGAAAUGGAGAUAUCAACACCUACUCGACCCACUUUAUAAGCUCUGUGCAUGGUCCAACAUCAAAUGAGCAGAAUGACCCAGAGCUGAGCUGGCUCAUUUGCCAAACUUAGCCCAGAUUGAUGAAGAGGUGUUUAAGGCCAUUCUCUCAGAGUAGAGCCCAACCCUUGGGUAAUUAAAAAGCGCACGUUCUUAUAUACUUAUGUUUAGUUGGAGAUAUCAGAUAAACCCUCAACUGAAAAAUGAAAUUGGGGUAGGAAAUGUUGACAUUUCUAAAAAUACAACCAAAUGGGACUGCAAUGAAUCUAUACCAAAGCACAACACAGCAUUGCUGGGGCCACCAACCUGAAACUGGGAAGGAGGUCUCUUCUGGAAAUUGAACAUUUAAAAUCAUUAUGAGGGAAAGGGAUUCAGUAAACACCUUCCUGCUAAUAAAAAUGAUCAUCUCUGUUUUUUUUU